This is a messenger RNA of Limanda limanda (common dab), 1136 nucleotides long. It is a transcript of the gene gnb5a, whose product is annotated as guanine nucleotide binding protein (G protein), beta 5a. The record is from RefSeq and is a predicted model, not a curated record. Gene Ontology annotation, biological process: G protein-coupled dopamine receptor signaling pathway; G protein-coupled receptor signaling pathway. The coding region runs from base 1 to 1086 and encodes 361 amino acids. The transcript has 10 exons. NCBI's taxonomy places the organism in Eukaryota, Metazoa, Chordata, Actinopteri, Pleuronectiformes, Pleuronectidae. Gene Ontology annotation, molecular function: protein binding; signaling receptor complex adaptor activity. Gene Ontology annotation, cellular component: heterotrimeric G-protein complex; cytoplasm.
AUGAGAUCCCCUCUGAUCCCUGAAAUGGCGACACAGGAGGUACAGCUGAGCGAGACCCUCACCCACCUCAAGACGGAGUCGGACACGCUGAAGUCGAAGCUGGAGGAGGAACGAGCGAAGCUGCACGACGUCGAGCUACACCAGGUGGCAGAGAAGGUGGAGGGACUGGGUCAGUUUGUCAUGAAGACCCGGAGAACUCUGAAGGGCCACGGCAACAAAGUUCUGUGUAUGGACUGGUGUAAGGACAAGAGGAGGAUCGUCAGCUCCUCACAGGAUGGAAAAGUGAUAGUAUGGGAUGCUUUCACCACCAACAAGGAGCACGCUGUGACAAUGCCUUGCACCUGGGUGAUGGCCUGUGCCUACGCUCCCUCCGGGUGCGCUGUAGCCUGUGGUGGGCUGGACAACAAAUGCUCUGUGUAUCCCCUGUCCCUGGACAAGAAUGAGAACUUGGCUGCGAAGAAGAAGUCAGUGGCCAUGCACACAAACUACCUUUCUGCCUGUAGCUUCACCAACUCAGAUAUGCAGAUCCUGACGUCCAGCGGUGAUGGAACGUGUGCAUUAUGGGAUGUUGAGAGCGGGCAGCUGCUGCAGAGUUUCCAUGGACACGCAGCAGACGUGCUCUGUCUGGACCUGGCUCCCUCUGAGACCGGAAACACAUUUGUUUCAGGGGGUUGUGAUAAGAAGGCCAAUGUGUGGGACAUGCGCUCAGGACAGUGUAUUCAGUCCUUUGAAACUCAUGAAUCGGACAUAAAUAGUGUGCGAUAUUAUCCCAGUGGAGAUGCAUUUGCCUCUGGCUCCGACGAUGCUACAUGCCGCCUGUAUGACUUGAGGGCAGACAGAGAAGUGGCCAUUUAUUCCAAAGAGAGCAUCAUAUUUGGGGUCUCCAGUGUUGAUUUCUCUCUCAGUGGGCGACUACUGUUUGCCGGCUACAACGACUACACCAUUAAUGUUUGGGAUGUUCUCAAAGGAACACGGGUGUCAAUUCUGUUUGGACAUGAGAACCGUGUCAGUACGCUGCGAGUGUCCCCUGAUGGGACCGCCUUCUCCACAGGUUCCUGGGACCACACUCUGAGGAUCUGGGCUUAAGGAUGAAGACACAGAGGAAUAAGUGGUACACAGACCUACUGAAAACACAC